Molecule: messenger RNA, 2687 nt
Organism: Phaedon cochleariae (mustard beetle)
Lineage: Eukaryota; Metazoa; Arthropoda; Insecta; Coleoptera; Chrysomelidae
Source: the annotation of a GenBank genome assembly
AAAUACGAAUAACCUAGAAAAAAAAAAAAUUUGAAAAUUGUACUGAAAAGCGUGGAAACUAGUGGAAAGUAGGAAAUUAGAGACAACAACCCAGAGGACACAUUGAAAACACUAUUGCAUCAACAUGUGCUCUUAAAAUUUGUAUAUUUUAUUUUUUAAUUUGAUUAACCAGCUGCAGCAUAGGAGCUGAGCAUGUCUCAGAUAUUCGAUGGUUUGGACUUCAAUCCCAGCUUCAAGACAGAUAAUGAAUAUGCCAAAAACUAUAAUAACUGGAGAAAUAAGGAGGAACUGAAUAAGUUUAAAACCAAGUAUGGUGAAGAUAUUGACCAAGAAGAAUCUUCAAGUUCAUCUGAAGAUGAAGAUGGUAUAGAAUUGUCAGAGAAUCUAGAGAAAGACUUUUUCAAAACACUAGCCUGUUUGAAAAAUAAGGAUCCACGAAUCUAUGAUGAAAAUGUACAGUUCUUCAGUGAAAACAUUGAAGAGAGUAGGAAAAGUUCAAGAAAGAAGAAGGAUGAGGUAGUAACAAUAAAAGACUAUGAGAGAAAACUCAUAUUAGAGAAAGGGGGAGUACUCAGUGAUGAAGAGGAUGAGUAUGAAGAAAAUAGGCCAAGGUCACCAACAUAUGUUGAAGAGCAGAAGCAAUUGAAAGAGAAUUUGAAGAAAGUCCUUGAUGAUGUUGAUGAGGAUAAUGAAGAUAAUGAGUGGGGAGGCAUUUUCCAACAGAGGCAAAAAACUAAAGAAGAAAAAGACAAGGAAGAAGCUGAUUACAAAAAGUGGCUGACAGGGCAGAAAAAGAAUUUAGAUGACAAGACUGUAGAGUCUGAAUUGAAACCACUCAAAGAUUAUUGGAACAAACCAGACCUUGAUGAGGAGGAAAAAUUCUUGAGGGAUUAUAUCUUGAAGAAGAAGUUCUUAGAUGAUGAUGAGGAUGAUCAUGUUCCAACUUAUGAUGAAAUAGUUCAUGACUCAGAUCAGGAUUUGUCAAAUGAUGAAGAAAACAUUGAGAAGCAAGAGGAAUUUGAACACAAGUUCAAUUUCAGGUUUGAAGAACCUGACCAAGAAUUUAUCAAACAGUUUCCCCGUACUGUGGAAAAUUCUUUGAGAAGAAAGGAUGAUAGAAGGAAAGUGAAAAGACAAGAAGUGAAAGAAAGAAAGAAAAGUGAAAAGGACGAGAAAAUGAGGGAGCUGAAAAAACUCCAGGAGUUGAAAAGAAAAGAGAUUGAAGACAAACUGGAGAAAUUGAAAGAGAUCACUGGAAAUGAAAGUUUAGGAUUCAAUGGAGAAGAUAUUGAUGGUGAUUUUGAUCCAGAUGAACAUGACAGAAAAAUGAAAGCACUAUUCAGUGAUGAAUAUUAUGCAGGUGAAGAAGAUGAACAAAAACCACAGUUUCCAGAUCUAGAUGAAGAACUAGAAAUCGAAAACUGGGAACGUUACAAUGUUGGCAAUCAAGAUGCCUCCCAUUGUGAGGAUGAUGACUUCAAUAUGGACUGUGAUUAUAAUCCACAAAUGUCCACCCAAGAAGAGCUUAUCGAAAACAGCCGAGGUAGGAAAAAACGCAAGCGGAAGUCCAAAUUUGCUGAGGCCUUGGGCAAACCCAAGCCAAAAUACGACCCCAGCGACAGAAACUAUGAGAAAUACUUUGAUGAUUACUACAAGUUGGACUGCGAAGAUAUCGUGGCGGACAUUCCCUGCAGGUUUAAGUACCGCAAAGUGGCCCCCAAUGAUUUUGGAUUGACCACUGAAGAGAUUCUGUUGGCAAACGAACGGGAAUUGAACAAGUGGUGUUCGCUUAAAAAAGCCGUCCAGAUACGACCAGAUCACGUGGAAAAAUUCGAGCAGGUGGCUUAUAAGAAGAAGGGGCAAAAUGUGAAUUUGAAGAGAAAAAUUUUACCGAGCCUGUUCUCUAAGGAGCCUGAUGACGGUGCACCGCAAGGCUCUAGCUCUAAUGUUGUCACAGACCAAUCAACUAACGAUCGAAAUGUCCAGAAAAAAGAGUUAGAAAAUCAGCAAGGAGAAUCUAAAAAUGAAAAGAAGAUCACUACUUUGGCGAAGAAAAUUCUAUCUAACGAUUCUGAUGAAUUACGUUCUGAAGAAGUUGCAGACCAUUCUAGUACCAAGGAAGCUAUCCAAGACAAAGUUCAAAAGAGCGAAACUGUAAAUAAAAAGAAGAAGAAAAAGAAGAAGAAGCCAAAAACUAAUUUGGUGAAGAAAGAUACACCAAGCUUGGUUUCUGACAUUCCUAAUAAGGAAAAUUUGAAUUCUGAAGAAGUUACAGACCAACCCAAAACCAACAAAACAAUGAAGAAAGAGGAAGAAGAAGCAAAACGGCAAACACCAGCAUCUUUGAACAAGAAGAAGAGGAAGAAGAAGGCUCCCAAGCUGAUGAAAGGAGAAGAAAAAACUUCUCAAAUUUCAGCUAAAGAUAAGAAGAAGUUGAAAAUUGAAAGAAAACUAGGGGUGACAAAGGAGGGAAGUUUGAAGGAUACCAAGAUGCCCGGUAAAAUAAAGCAAUUGAAGAGGAAGAGGAAGAACAGUGAUAAUGAUGGUGCAAUUAAGAAAGGUUCAAAAAGGGUCAAAAUUUCGAAACAGGGUGAUGGUAAUAAUUUAUUGGGUCUGUCUGAUGCGAGACUAUCUGCAUAUGGUAUUAAUCCUAAGAAAUUCAAGAAUAAAUUGAAAUACAAGAAGUA